Messenger RNA from Ctenocephalides felis (cat flea), 2259 nucleotides. Its product is annotated as atrial natriuretic peptide-converting enzyme. Gene Ontology annotation, molecular function: serine-type endopeptidase activity; protein binding. Gene Ontology annotation, biological process: proteolysis. NCBI's taxonomy places the organism in Eukaryota, Metazoa, Arthropoda, Insecta, Siphonaptera, Pulicidae. The record is from RefSeq and is a predicted model, not a curated record.
CUUUGUCAAAAUGACCGUUACUAUGGAUAAUAACAGAAACAAUAAGAGGAGAGAAUCUUGGAAUUCAGAGAUGUCGUCAAGCAGCGUGGUCGGGCGCCGCCUGAAACGUGACAAUAGUUCUGCCCUAGCUUCCGACAGUGAUAUCCGGUUCACGCGCCGGAAACUCGGCCAGAGGAAGCGCUGCGGUUGUCUACUAGUCGCUUCUUUCAUCGGAAUGCUACUUCUAGCUGCUGUCGCUCUUUACUUGGCCUAUACUUAUCUCAGUCCAGAACCUCCGGGAAAUCAAGAAUUCAGUGUGCGCUUUCGUGUAUUGCAAGGAGAUUCGUUUUCUCCGCAGCUCGCUGAUACAUCUUCUGUUAUUUUUGAAAAUCACGCACGAGAUUACCGCGAAAUGCUAAAUUUAUUAUUCCGACGAAGUGAACUUAGACAAAGUUUCAGUAAAACGGAAGUAUUAGCUUUAGAUGGAGAAGAAGAUAAAGAUCUCGUCGUACAUGUGAGCUUGCACUUUGAGCCAUUGUAUCAACGUGUCACUACCAAGGAAGUCGAACGUGUUCUAAGGAAAGAAAUAAGCCAAGAUAAACCGCGAUACCUAACUGGAUUGCUAAUUGAGUCCUCAAGUUUGGAAAUACGCGAAAGUGGCGAUUUGCCCUCAUCGACAGCUCCGCUCUCUAUAGAACCUGAUCCCUCCGUGACGCCUGCAUCGCGACCACAUCAAAAAUGUACUAAAGUUGACUUGUCAUUCUGCGAUACGCUACCAUAUAAUAUUACCAUGUACCCUAAUCUUCUUGGCCACAAGAGCUCAGCCGAAGUUCAAGCCGAUAUGAUAGCAUUUCGUGAGCUGGUCGAUGCAGAAUGCUACCGCGCUGCACACCAUUUUCUCUGUAGAUUGCUUCAACCUGAAUGUCUUUCCUCUGGCAUUUUAUUGCGGGAUCCUAACAUAAAUGAAGAAAUUAAUGUCCAGUUACCAUGUCGUUCAUUUUGUAAAGAUUUUUGGUUAGGAUGCGGAUCCCGUUUAUCUGAUAAAUUUCGUUCCAUGCUGGAUUGUAAUGGGUUUCCGGAGUAUUCCGGGCCCGGAUCUUGUGCUGUAAAACCAGGAUGUGCAGAUGAGUUUGAGGAAAAAGCGUUAUCUCCGCGACUUUGUGAUGGAAUACCGGACUGCGCGGACUUGAGUGAUGAGUUGCGAUGUUCAUAUUGUGCUCCUGGACGACUGCAUUGCGGAAGAGGACGAUUCUGCAUAUCACCAGAUCGUGUUUGUGAUGGGCGACCUGACUGCCCGGAUGGAUCUGAUGAAAAUUCUUGUCUGGGAGUUGCACCAUCACUGCAUGCUAUUGUUAGAGGUCCCACGCUGACACCACAUUUAUCAAAAUUCCAUUCUGAAGGAUAUGUAAUGUUUAUGGAACGAGGAAAGUCGGGAAAACUGUGCGCCGAAGGAUUGAAGAAAGGAGUACAAUCAGUUUCUACUGAACCUGCAAAGCAUAGAACAGCUCUAGAAGCAGUUUGCGGCUUGCAAUCGUCUCUGGGAUCAGGCGCGGCUCUUGCAAAAUUAGCUGGUCCAGGAGACUGGCCAUGGCAUGCAGCUUUAUUUCGUGAUGGAGCACACGUAUGCGAUGCGACCCUAGUGGCACCCACGUGGCUCCUUACUACUGCCGCCUGUUUCCAAGGACAGCCGCGCGCUGAAUGGCGGGCUCGUUUAGGCGUUACACGACUCGAUAGCGAUGGAGGUCCAUGGCAACAGGAGCGAAAUAUUAUCGGCAUGGUAAAGUCUCCUGUUGAGGGAAGCACUGCUGCACUGGUUCGUCUCGAAGUGCCUGUUGCUUUAUCAAAUUUCGUACGUCCAGUGUGCUUACCAGAUAAUAUGACUGCCCUGCGCGUUACAACUCAUUGCAAUGCACUGGGCUGGGCGCGACAUCGUAAACAACUGCAGCGCGUACAACUACGCGUAAGUGACAUGCAGCGAUGCGAGAACGUCAGCAUAGCAACUGUAAACUCACUUUGCACAGAAGCUGCUCUUCCACAGCAAGACUGCAAUGAGGAAGAGAUGGCUGGAAGUUCCAUGUUAUGUCUUUAUCCAGACGGAAAGCGAUGGUCUUUAGUUGGCGUUUCCACCUGGCGCAUAGCCUGCGCUGGUACUGGUGCCACUCGUGGCACCGAGAGACCAAGAAUGUAUGACAAAAUUAACUCUAAUGUAGCGUGGAUUCAAGAAACUAUUUCUGCAGCAGACUCUGACGACCAUCACUAGUACAUUUGUAAAGUUACAAU